Molecule: messenger RNA, 5599 nt
Organism: Condylostylus longicornis
Lineage: Eukaryota; Metazoa; Arthropoda; Insecta; Diptera; Dolichopodidae
Exons: 14
Coding region: 372-4247 (1291 amino acids)
Biological process (GO): ionotropic glutamate receptor signaling pathway; modulation of chemical synaptic transmission; synaptic transmission, glutamatergic
Cellular component (GO): plasma membrane; postsynaptic membrane
Molecular function (GO): transmitter-gated monoatomic ion channel activity involved in regulation of postsynaptic membrane potential; NMDA glutamate receptor activity
Source: RefSeq, a predicted model, not a curated record
UACAAAAAAAUAUUAAUUUUGAAAGCAAUAUUAAAAAUAAUAAUAAAAUAACAAAUAAUAAUAAUAAUUCAAAUUUAAUACUAGAUCAUGAUAAUAAUAAUAAUAAAAAUAAAUUAAAUGAAUUAAAUAAUAAUAAUAAUUUUGAUAAUCAGCAUGUUGUUAAUUUUAUUCAAAAAAAACAAAAACGACAAAAUAAUAAUUGGUGGUUACCAUCAACAGCAAAAGAUGCUGCAUAUAGAUUUCGAUCACAACAACAACAACAAUUACAACAUCAAUAUCAAUAUCAACAGCAACAACAAAAUCAACAAUUAUAUCAACAGCAACAAUUACAGCAAUUACAUCAACAAUUGCAACAACAGCAACAACAACAAAUGCAAAAAUAUCAAAAUUUACCAAAUUUAAAUUUAAUAACAAGAAAUAGAGCGUCUCAUUAUAGAGGUGGAUGUUUUGGUACAUCAAAUAAAGAUGAUCUUAAAAGAUCUGAAAUAUUUGCCAAAGCUUUACAAGAAGCAACACAACUUGCAUUAUCUGGAAAACGUUUAGAAGAUGGCACUUUAGAGAAACCAUUAACAACAAAUUUUGAAUUACUUAAUUUAGUACCCGAUGAUAGUAAUAGUAAUGGCAAUGGUGGCAUUAAUAAUGUUGGUAGUGUCAGUAAUAGUGGUAAUGGUAAUAAUAUUAAUUUAAUGUUUGGUGAUGAUAUUGAUCCAAUUUUAACAAAAAUAACAAAAAGACCAGAAAAUCAAUUAGCAAAAUGGCGUCGUGUUGGUAUUGUAUCCGGUACUAAUGUUCAAUUGGAUACAAUUGUAUGGCCGGGAGGUGAUGUUGUAGUUUCAGGUCUCUCGGCAAGAGCUAGAACUACAUUUCGUAUUGUAACUGCCUUAGCACCACCAUUUGUAAUGGAAUCAGAAAUGGAUGAAGAUGGUUUAUGUCUCAGAGGAUUACCAUGCCAUAGAUUAUCACCAAAUUCAGAUCAUAAUUUAACAUUAAUGUUUAAUGCUAUCGAAACAAUGUACCGUCUGAAAGAGGAUGCUGUUGAACAUGGAGUUAAACCACCAGAUGGAAUAGACGAUGAUAAUUAUGAUCAUAAUUUGUAUAAUACAAAAUGCUGUUAUGGUCUAUCUAUGGAUUUAUUAGAUAAUAUUGCAACUGAAUUAGGAUUUGAAUUUCAUUUGUAUAUUGUACGAGAUGAAUUAUUUGGAACUAAAUAUAAUAAUUUAAAUGAUUUUUUCCCACCAACUGAUAAAAAAAUAAAUCAUAGAAUAAUUAAUGAUGAUGAAAAUAUUCAAACAGAUGCAAAAGCAUUUAAACAACAACAACAACAGCAAUAUCAACAGCAACAAAAAGAUCAUUAUACAAAUCGAAUUCAUUAUCCACCACCAGAUAGUCGAAAUUUUCAAAGCGGUAGCUUCGAGCGGAAUAAAAAUUUAAAUCAAAACUAUAAUAAGGACGAAGAUGAUGUUAUAGUUGAAGAUGAAGAUGAUUAUGAGGAUAAUAUAAAUAGAGCUAAUAAAGAUGAAAGAAAAUAUGAUAAGCAAGAUAUCAGAAGAGAGAAUUAUUUUGAUGCGAUCAAAGGUUUUCAAAAUGGUUAUCGUCGAUCUAAAUUAAAAGUUCAUUGGAAUGGAAUUGUUGGAGAUUUAAUAUCUGGCUCAGCUGAUAUGUCAUUUGCACCUUUAACAAUAUCAAAAGCACGUGCGGAAGUCAUAGAUUUUAGUGCACCAUAUUUUUAUAGUGGAGUAACAUUGUUAGCAGCACCACAAAGUAAAUCGGAAAUACCAUUGCUAGCAUUUUUAUUACCUUUUUCACCGGAACUCUGGAUUGCUAUUUUUACAUCAUUAAAUGUCACAGCAAUUGCUGUAGCAAUUUAUGAAUGGUUAAGUCCAUUUGGUCUUAACCCAUGGGGAAGACAACGUAGUAAAAACUUUAGUAUGUCAUCAGCACUCUGGGUAAUGUGGGGUUUAUUAUGUGGACAUUUGGUGGCUUUUAAAGCACCAAAAUCAUGGCCUAAUAAAUUUUUAAUAAAUGUUUGGGGUGGAUUUUCUGUUAUUUUUAUUGCUUCAUAUACUGCCAAUAUUGCAGCCCUCAUAGCUGGUUUAUUUUUUCAUAAUGCCUCAAAUCGCCGUUCAGGUGAGCUACUGGAGCAGCGUAUCGGAGCCCCAACUGCUUCAGCAGCCGAAUCUUUUAUGAAAGAAUAUCAUCACCAUAUGUGGGAACAUAUGAAAAAAUUUCCCCUCAAAAAUAUAGAAGAAGGAAUUAAAGGCCUAAAGAAUGGUACAUUAGAUUUAUUGUUAGGAGAUACAGCAAUUUUAGAUUAUUAUAGAGCAACUGAUCAUAAAUGUUCAUUACAAAAAGUCGGUGAACCUUAUAUUGAAGAUGCAUAUGCUAUUGGAAUGAAAAAAGGAUUUCCAUUAAAAGAUUCAAUUUCAGCUUUAAUUGCAAAAUAUUCUAGUAAUGGUUAUUUAGAUAUUUUAACAGAAAAAUGGUAUGGUGGACUGCCUUGUUAUCAAUUAGAUAAUGAUAUUGUGAUGCCACGUCCUUUAGGUGUUGAAGCUGUUGCUGGAGUUUUUCUUCUUCUCGGUUUAGGUGUAAUAUUAGGAGUUUUAAUUCUAAUAUUUGAACAUUUAUUUUUCAAAUAUACUUUGCCAUUACUACGACUUAAACCGAAAGGUUCUGUAUGGCGAAGUCGUAAUAUUAUGUUCUUUAGUCAAAAAUUAUAUCGUUUUAUAAAUUGUGUUGAAUUGGUUUCACCACAUCAUGCUGCUAGAGAGCUAGUGCAUACAUUAAGACAAGGACAAAUUGCAAGUUUAUUCCAAAAGAGUAUCAAAAGGAAGGAAGAUGAACAGCGUCGCCGAAGAAGGAGUAAAGCGCAAUUUUUCGAAAUGAUCCAGGAGAUUAGAAGAGUUCAACAAGCUGAAAAGAUGAAACCAAAACUUGAAGUUGUAUCAGAGUGUACUGAGACAACUGAAACUGCUUUAAAUCCUGAAAUACCAGAAAUUAUUGAACCAUCAUUAUCACCUAAAGUAUCACCAAAACCACGAUUAAGUUUAAGUCCAAAACCACGUUCAAGUCCAAUGCAGAAAUUAUUCCGUAAUAAUAAUACAAGAUCAAGAUCUAAUUCAUCAACAUUAAAUGUUCGACGUUUUAGUACAGAUAGCAUAUUAAGCGAACGUUUAGAUACAAUAGGACGACGUUUAAGUCGUGAUUUAACAAAUUCACCACCAGAUUUCGGUAAACGUUAUGAAGUUUUAGCAAAUAAAAUGAGUACAUCAAAUAUAAGCGGUAGUAGUGGUGGUGUCAGUGAUACAUAUAAAAAAUAUGAUACAAUGGGUAAAAAACAUUUUUCAGAUGAAAAAUUAGAAGAAACAAAAUUUAAUUCAUUAAAUACAAAAAAUAAUAUUAGUGAGAAAAAUAUAUCAGCAACAAUACCAAGUAAAAAACAUCAAUUACGUCGAACACCACUUAAUUCUGAUACAUUUUCACCACAAAUUGGAAAAUCAAUUUCAACAUCAACAUCCAAAGAUGAAUUAAUGAAAAAAGAUAGUAAUACAACUAGUUCAACUGGUUCAAUAAGUAAAAAAAAUAAAUCUGAAUUACCUGUUGAUUUAUUACAACCAUCAAUAGGUAAUGACGAUAAAAUUAAAACAAAAAUUAUACAACGAAGUAAAGAGAAUUUAUUAUCAAAAAAUAGUAAUGAUAGUAUUAGUUGUACCGAUGAAACUGAACAAUCAUCACAACAACAACCACUUUAUACAUCAAUAAAAAUAGUUGAAAAACGUCCAGUACAUCGAAGCUCUUCAAGUCAAACAUGUUCAAUUGGAUAUCGUAGUAGUCGUCCAACAAAACGUUCAAAUCAAAAUUUACAUCAUCGUCAACGUAGUUUAGAUAAUUUAGAUUCAAGACCACCAAUGCCAUUACCAAUUGAAGCAACAUCAGUAUCAAGACCACAAUCACGUGAUAAAAUCGAUUAUAAUAAAGAUGAUAAUAAUAUAAAUGAUAAUAAUGAUGAUGACGAUGAUGAUGAUGAUGAUGAUAUUCGAACAAUAUAUAUACGUCAAACUGAUAUAAAUUUACCAUUAAAAAUAAGUCCAUUAAGAAGAAAUUUAAAUGAUAGUAAUGAAUUUAAAAAAAUUUCAUUAGAUCGUCUUAGUCGAGAAGAUUUACUUAAAUUAAGUGAAACUUCUCAAACAGAAAUUCAUGAAUAUCUUAGUAAACCAAAACCAACAGAUUAUACAGAUAAACCGCCUUGAAAAUAAUUUUUUUCAAAAAAAAUUGAUUUAAAAAAAAAAAUGUAUUUUUAAUCAAUAUUAAAAACAAAAAAAAAUUUUUCAAUCAAUAUUAAAUAUUUUAGAUAUUAUAUAAAAUCAUCGUCCACAUAUAAUUAAUAUGAUGCAUUGAAAAUUUUAAGCUUUUUGGACAAAUUCAUAGAAGAGGAACGAAAAACAGCAGAAAUAAAACAAAAUUUUUUAGGAGGAAAUCAAAAACAAAAUAACAAAGCAUAGAAUUUAAAAAAGAAUUUGCAAUAGAAUCAGGGCUAUUAAAUGGUCGAUAAAUAGAAAAAUUUUCUUAUUCAAUUUUUAUGUUUAUCAAAACUAGUAAAAUUAAUAUUAUUUUUGUAUUUCGUUUACCAAUAAUUUUAAUCUUGUAUCCUAAUAUACGGAAUAAUUUGCACUUUAUACUUGAAUUUUGUCAAUAAAUUAGGUCAUUGCUACGAGUAUUAUACUACUAUUAGGUCUUUAAAUUCUUAAUUUAUAUUUUCUCUUUUUCAAUUUUUAUGUAUAACAAAAAAUAAUUCAAACCUUUUCAACGAAAGAUUGACCGUCCGAUAGACGUCUUGUGCCUGAAAGUUCUGAUUCGAAAAUUCUCAAAAGCCAAAUCUUUUUUUCAAAAAGAAAAUAAUUGGAUUAAAAUUAUUGUUUAGUAAAAACCAAAAGAAAAAUAUUUAAAUAAAAUUGAUAAACUCAUUUACAUUCAUAAUUAAAAUAAAAUAUAAAUAAUAAUAAAAAAAAAAUUUAAAAAAGAAAACAAAUGAAUAAAUUUGAAAAAUCGCACAAUUAAAAAUAGAAAAAUAAAAUUAAUUUAAAUAUAAAAAAAAAAAUAAAAUAAAGGAAAAAUAUUUUAACAAAACAAAUAUUUUUUAUUUUCAAAAUAUUAUGCAUAAAUAAUUUUCUAUUUUUUUUUUUGUAUAAUAAUAAAUUAAAUUGCAUAUUAUGUUAAUUAUAAUUAUUUCGUACUAUUUUUUGAUUAGUUAAAUCACUAAUUAUCUAAUAUGUAAAUAGUUGUAUGUAAUUAACUUUCAUACAACUUAAGUGGACGCGUACGCAACAUAACAAAAAAUAAUGUCGAACAAUUUAUAAUUUUAAUAGGCAGACAAAUUUUUAAUUUAUUUAUAUUUUUAAAUUCUAAAAUAAAUCCUACUCUCUCAUUCUAUAUAUAAUUUCUCUUAAUCUCUCAUUGUAUAUAAUAUAAUUUUACUUAGGGCUUAGGCCAACAUAGAAUUUUUAAUUUUAUGCAACUGUUUGAUUGCUUAUUUGUAUUCAAUAGAUUUAUUGAAUAGAUUAUUAAGCGCGCACACAUACAACUAUAUAAUCUCAUGCAAUUA